UGUGUGUGUGUGUGUGUGUGUUUUUUUCCCCCCUCAUUUUCGUUGCACGAACACACGUCAUAACCGCACGCGUGUUUCUUUAAAACAAAAUUAUUUUGGAAUUGAGUAAAAAAAAAAAAGAAAAAGAACGUUGCCUUUGUUUUGUGAAACGAAAAACUCAUCAACUUCAUUCGACUGGACUGUGUGCUACUCUCUCAACGUGCGUGAUCGAAUCCAGCCAGUGUCUUCAUCUUUUUUUUUUUCUUCUUCUUCAAUUCCGGUGGUGAAACAAUUCGAAUUCAAUUUUCCUUUUUGAUCGUUUAAAAAGAAAGAAAAAAAAAAAAAAGAAAAAGGGAAAUGUUUUUAACUGAUCAUUUUUUGUUCGAACAAUAAGUGAAGUGCAAGUGAAUCGACCUGUUCGUCAAAUGAUGGAAUACAGUUGAAUUGGAAUUAGAACGUUUUUCUAAACAAACUGAUUUGUUUAAACAACUCUUUAGUGCGUUGUGUGUCUUUCGAAAUUCGAAACAUUUGAAAGAAGUGCGUGCAAGUGUGGGCAUUUCGAUUAGAAAUCGACAACAAUUUUGCAAUCCGUCGGCGCUUACAAACUUGUCUUGUUUUUGUGUGUUUGUCUUUAUUUUCCAUUUCCUUGUUCAGUGAAUUCAAAAGUCCAGUAUUGCGCUGUGGCGAAUAAUUAACAUGUCGCGAAGGAAACAAGCGCGUCCCAUCCGGCACCUGGACGACGAGGACGGUCCGGACGGCGUUGCGUCAGUUCUCGACGGUCAGGAAGAUGACGUCGAGGCCUCGACCACCAACACAGGAGCCGCAGAUGAUGGAGCACCGGACGAUCGAAUGAACAACAACAACGAGAAGCGAGGGAGGCGGAGAAAGAGGGACGAGGAAGAAGAAGAAAUGAUGACGGCCAGCGAUGAAGACGACCAAGAGGCCGUCAGCGACAUCGACGAUGAUGAAGAAGAAGAGACUGAAGAUCUGCCGGCCAGGCUGAAAAAACAGACACGCGAAAGGGACGUCCUGCUGGCCACAUCAGCUGCUCUCAUGAACGAAGUGGCCAUGACGGACAAAGCCCUCAAUCUGCCGUUCGCGGCGGCCAGUCAAGCAGCUCUAGGCACAGCUGGAUCGUCUGAUCCAGCAGCCGCCCAGCUUCCGUUCCCAUAUGCGGCUACGCUGGCGAAUGCCAACGUGACGUUGGAUGCGCUCCAAAGUACGAAGAUGGCCAUCGCCCAGUUCGCCGCCACAGCCAUGGCCAACAAGGAUUCACAGAGCCCAGCUGCUAUCCAAGAGCUGGCCGUUCUUCAGUCAACGCUCUACGCUUUGCAACAGCAGCAGAUUAUGCAACUGCAAUUGAUCCAGCAACUGCAGCAACAGUUGCAGAUCAACAACCAAGCCGAACAAGCGGCCGCAGUUCCAGCAGCGGCCAGUUCGGCCGCACCCGCCGGCCCUAUGAUCAGCCAAUUGGCCGCGUCCGGCAGGGAGGGCGGAAUGGCCAAUCUGAUGGGAUUCGUGGCCAAUCAUCAACACGCCAACAGCCUAGAGGCUCACGAAACGGACCCUGGGACAGCAGUCAGAGCCUCCAGCGGAAGCGAGAACAGUUCGCGCACUUCGACUCCAGCGGCCCGUCCUCGCGAUAGCGGACCUUCUGGGCAAGCCGAACUGCACGGCCGGAGCGCUUCAGCAGCUGCGCAAUCACCGCGGGCCAGUGGGAAGGACGUCCGCCGUUCGCGGGAAGAUCAUCUCGUCCCAUCGUCCACAACGGCCAAGAUUCUUCCGGCCCAGUCGGCGCCAUUGACAUCCAACGUAACAACAGCGACAGCAGUGACGUCCAGCUCGUCGUGGACAAGUUCAGUUUACUCUCACAACACCUUCUCGACGGCCAGCCUCAUGUCGCAAUUGCCCGGCGGAUCGCUGGCCGACACCAUCCUGCAGACGUCCGAGCCUCCGACCAAUCCGGAAGGGCCCAGCACGCUGGAUCUCCUACAGAGGACGGCCCAGCAAGUGUUGAACAACGCAUCACAAGGACUGCUAGCCACCAACCUGGCCGACGAGCUGGGCUUCCGCAACGGACUGGGAGGAUCGGCCGGAGGCGGCCAUUCGGGCAGCGGAUCGAACGGCCCGGGCGACGGCGGUUGCGGCAACGGUUCCAGCGGUGGCAAGAAAGAUCAACUUUUCAAGCACCGUUGCCGCUAUUGCGGAAAAGUCUUUAGCAGCGAUUCGGCUCUGCAAAUUCACAUCCGGUCGCAUACUGGCGAGCGGCCGUUCAAGUGCAACAUUUGUGGUAACCGGUUCACCACCAAGGGCAACCUCAAAGUUCACUUCCAGCGACACGCCCAACGGUUCCCGCACAUCAAGAUGAACCCACACCCAGUGCCCGAACACCUGGACAAAUUCCACCCGCCGCUUUUGGCUCAACUGGACAUGGAUGAAUCGAAAAUGUCUCCACCUCCGCCACCUCCACCGCCGGCCGGGCCGCAUCACCACCAUCAUCACCAUCACAGUUUCCUGCCGCCGUCAUCGUCGUCCAUCUCGGUCAGUCACGCGGGCCAUCAUCAGCAUCAUCCGGCCCAGUCCAGCAGCCUCUUCCGUUCGGCCCCCGUCGUGCCCGUGUCCAAUUCGUUUCUGUUCCGUCCGCACUCGCUCGGCGAUCUGAUGCCGGCCGGCAUCCGCCCCAUGUUCCCACCUCUGAUGGCCUUGCCUCCGAUGCCCAAAGAAACGGAGCCGGCCAAGGAAGUAGCGGCCGAAUCGUCGAUGGAAAGCAAGGCCAAAGAAACGGAACGGCCCGAAUCGCCCAUCAAAGCGGACGCCGUCGUCAAAAUCGAACGACAAGACGACGACAACGAGGCCGAUAACGACACCAACGAGCAAAGGGAAACGGAUUCGCCCGUUGGCGAUGGCCGGGAAUCAUCGGCCGGAACGCCGCAACCUCCGGUGGAAGAGAGCGGAAAAAACGGCGAAACGGCCGAUGAGAACAACGGGGGUACCGGCCGCAAUUUGGAUCAUUCCGUCGACGAUCGAUCGUCAUCCGCUAGCCAACAGGAUGAAGCCGUCCGUCCGUCGAUGGACGAUCGCAUGAAAUGCAAAUUGAUCAGCCACAAACCUUACGAUGAUCUGGAAGACUCCGACGAUAACGUCGAUGAUGACAUGGACGACGAGCCGGUCAAUAAAGAGCACAACAACAGCACGGACGGGCCGGAAAAUCUGUCCGGCCGUAGAUCGAACAGUCCUCUAUCAGACGGAGCUGAAGGAUCUCCUCCGCCAGCCGGGGUAGGCAACGGAUCGCUGCUCUUCCAGCAGCACUCGUCCAACAAUUCCGAAGUGGACAGUCCGGCCAACUCGGGAUCGCAUCGCUUCGCUUCGUUCCCUUCGCAGGGCAUGGCCAACGGCGGCCAGCCUCCGCCCGGUUUCAUGCUUUUACCUUCCGAUGUCGAUCCGGCUAAAGAUCCGGCCAUCUACACCAACUUGCUCCCAAGACCGGGAUCGAACGACAACGCUUGGGAAAGUUUGAUUGAGGUCACCAGAACGUCUGACACGGCUAAACUUCAGCAAUUGGUCGACAAUAUUGAGAACAAGUUGGUAGAUCCCAACCAGUGCGUCGUUUGCCAUCGGGUUCUUUCCUGCAAAUCGGCCCUUCAGAUGCACUACCGGACGCACACGGGCGAAAGGCCGUUCAAGUGCAAAAUUUGCGGUCGGGCAUUCACGACCAAAGGCAAUCUCAAGACUCAUAUGGGCGUCCACCGAGCCAAACCGCCUGCCCGUCUCCUCCACAUUUGCCCAGUUUGUCACAAGAAGUUCACCAAUGGUCUCGUCCUGCAGCAGCACAUUCGUCUGCACACUGGCGAGCCGACCGAUUUGACUCCGGAGCAGAUCCAAGCGGCUGAAUUGCGCGAUCCGUUCCCUCAUCCUGGUUUCCCAUUCCUUCCGGCUGGAUUCCAUCCAUUUUUGCAUCAUCAAUCGCCGUUCCUCCAUCACCAUCCGGGCUUCGCCGGACUGCAACAAGGGCCCGACGGAUUGCCCAUCGGAUUCCCGUUCAAUUCGCGCGGCCUUCAAGACGCCAAGGACGCCAACGGUGUGCUGAUGGGCGAGCACAGGGACGGCGAUAACGAUAUGGCCGACAUGGCCGGCGAUGCCGAGAUGGGCGGAAGCUCUUCCGAGGCUCUUUCGCCCACUUCGUCCACGACCUCGUCUCAACAGCAUCAUCAUCCGGGCCUGUUGGGUCUGCAAUUACAGCACCAACUGCAGCAGAGGAUGCAAGCGGCCGGCGGGCAAGCCUUGAGCGACGAAGAGCGCCAUCAAUUGAUCAUGGCUCAAAUCAGCCGGGCCAAUGCGGAAUUCUUCCGCAAAUAUCAACAAGAUUUCGCCGAUAUGACGAUGAUGGACGACGACGAAGACGACGGUGACGAUGAAGAUGGCGAAGAAGACGAAGAGUCUUCGCUCCAUCAGGACGAACAGGCGAGCGAACUGGACUCGCCCGAGCGUCAGAUGGCGUCGCCCAGCAACGAACGCGCUAAGAUCAUGCGGAGUAAUUUGAUUAAAAGCGAGAAGAUGUCGAGCGCCGAUGAAGCGUCCACGGCCGAGCAGAUACGUCAGCAACAAUUGCAACGUCUACGUCAGUUUGAAUUUUCGCCGACUCGCUCUUCGACGCCGGGCGAUAAGCCGCCGGCCAAUAAGAAGAUGCCGGUCAGUCAUAGCCCGACGAUGAGCGCGUCUGUUCCGCUACCUCCGCCACCGACUCCGCCGUCUAAACCGACGUCGACGGUCGGCCAACAUCGUCCGUCUACUUCUCCGCUGGAUUUAACGGCCGCCCGCGGAGGCCCACCCCUGUUCGCUGGGCCAACGUCUUCUUCGUCUUCUGCUCCCAUCGCAUUGCCAUCAACGACCUUCGUUCCGUCUGCUUUUAACAUGCAACAAUCAGGCGGGGGUUUGACAGUGUCCAGCGGACUCACCACCGGCACGUCCGUCUCGUUUUCAACAUCAUCCAGCCCGGCCAUCAGCUCCAACACUUCGCCAGCGUCGGCCCUCUCAUCGCUAACGUCGGCCGUCAUGGCAUCGCCAUCAUUCAACCCGCUCAACCUGCCCAUCAGCGCUCCAGGCCGUGGAAACACCACAUGUAACAUUUGCUUCAAGACGUUCGCUUGUCACUCCGCCCUCGAGAUCCAUUACCGCAGCCACACCAAAGAGCGGCCAUUUAAAUGCGCCAUUUGUGACCGAGGAUUCUCCACUAAGGGCAAUAUGAAACAGCACAUGAUGACGCACAAGAACCGCGACGGAACACCUAUCUCUGUUGAGUUGCUCAACAGUGUUAAUGCCGAUCGUUCGCGCUCGAGAUCGUCUUCGUGUUCCGUUAAGGACUCGUCGAACAAGAGCAACUCUUCGGAUGAUUUCAAUCUGCAUCACAACCAGCACCACCUACCCCCACCGCCUCCACCGCCGGCCGGUGGGCAGUUCAACGAUCGACGCACGUCAGCCAAUAACAACCUGGCCGCUAUGAUGAUGUUGAACCCGACACCAGCUGCCCUCAAAGAGCAUUGCCUCUCGUUGACAAUCCAACACAGCCACGAUCGCAACGGAGGUCCUCUUCACCACCUGCAUCACGAGAACGGAUUGCCUUUGAAGGAGCAAAACAAUUCCGAGUUGCUAUUGGCAACGGCGCAGCAACAGCAGAUGCAAUUGCAUCAACGGUCCGCCAUGUCGCAUCGCGCUCACUCGUCGAGCGUUCACGCUAAACGGGAGCAGGCUUCAAAUCAACGGCCGACCGAUGAUUCGAGACGUCGCAGACGCUCUUCAGGUAGCAGCGAGAGUAGCAGCAGCAUCAGCCCGGCUAGUCAGUUGGCUUCGGCAGCGACCAGUGCAACUGGAUCGCAACAGCAACAGAUGUUGCAUCAGUCCAGCCCGCCGCCGCCCUAUCGCGUUCACGGAGCUGCACGCAGAUCGGCUCUUCCCGUACCACCGGGACCAUUGCCCGAACGCUAUUGAACUGACCAUCAGAUGGCCUUGGCUCCUGCGAUCUCAUCGAAAUCAUUUUUUCGUCCCGUUUCGUCCCGAACUUUGGAAGCUGCCGAUAAGGUUCACGAAGGCUGGGUGUUUAGGGAAACAGUAUAAACUAUGAUUUUUUUUUUGGCCCCCCUUUCUCUCUGUCCUUCCCCCCCCCCCCCCCCCAUUUCACGUUCACGCACAUCUGGCCCCACCCCCAUACGAGACACAUAUCGUUACCCUUUAGGAAAAAAAAAACAAACAUAUUUUUCUUUUUCGCUCGUUAACAUUGUUGAAGAUGGAUUGAAUGUUUUCAUGUCGUUCGUUCAAUCGGUUCUCCUUUUCAAAAGCUUCACGCAUUAGAGUUACGUGCACCCGUUGAUGUGUGUCCCUCUCUAUUCUCUUUCUCUCGUUUCAUUCCUUUCUAAUGUAAAACACAAAUGUUCAAAUCUCUAUAUUUAUCAAUUUUAGAUUCAUUUCUUUUUUUUUUUUAGAGAUAAACUAAAAAAGAAAACAAAAAAAAAGAUUGGGAUUCAAAUUUUAAUGUUCUCGUGAUGCCGUUUGAUUUGGUGCUGAUUGUAUGAAUGUCCUGCUAUUGAAAAAAAAAAUGUACGGUGUGUUUUAUUUACUGUAAUAUGAAUAACAAAUUGAAAAAUAGUGUUGCUAUUAGAAAAAAAAAAAAGCCUAUGACCCCUCCUGCACAUUUGGCCCAGGGCAUUCACGCACGUUUGUUAGACGAAGGCGAAAUUCAAAUGACGGCCUUCCCUUAUCAUCUAAAUUCUCCCUCUGUUUAGCAUUUCUUUUCUUUUUUUUUUAUAUUUGUUUUCAUCCUUUUCAAAAGUCCAGAAAAUGUAUACAUCUCCAUUAUAAUUGA
Daphnia carinata is the source of this 6835-nucleotide messenger RNA. RefSeq names its product homeotic protein spalt-major-like. Gene Ontology annotation, biological process: regulation of transcription by RNA polymerase II. Gene Ontology annotation, molecular function: DNA-binding transcription factor activity, RNA polymerase II-specific; RNA polymerase II cis-regulatory region sequence-specific DNA binding. The transcript has 5 exons. Gene Ontology annotation, cellular component: nucleus. The coding region runs from base 676 to 5964 and encodes 1762 amino acids. The record is from RefSeq and is a predicted model, not a curated record. NCBI's taxonomy places the organism in Eukaryota, Metazoa, Arthropoda, Branchiopoda, Diplostraca, Daphniidae.